Eubalaena glacialis (North Atlantic right whale) is the source of this 703-nucleotide messenger RNA. RefSeq names its product lysophospholipase like 1 (gene LYPLAL1). Bases 1 to 699 code for a protein of 232 amino acids. Gene Ontology annotation, molecular function: carboxylic ester hydrolase activity; palmitoyl-(protein) hydrolase activity. Gene Ontology annotation, cellular component: cytoplasm. The record is from RefSeq and is a predicted model, not a curated record. NCBI's taxonomy places the organism in Eukaryota, Metazoa, Chordata, Mammalia, Artiodactyla, Balaenidae. The transcript has 5 exons. Gene Ontology annotation, biological process: protein depalmitoylation.
AUGGCGGCUACGUUGGGUUCAGUUCGCCUGCAGCGCUGCAUGGUGUCGCCGGCUGGGAGGCACAGCGCCUCUCUGAUCUUCCUGCACGGCUCAGGUGAUUCUGGACCAGGAUUGAGAACGUGGAUAGAGCAAGUUUUAAAUCAAGAUUUAACAUUCCAGCACAUAAAAGUUAUCUAUCCAACAGCUCCUCCCAGGCCAUAUACUCCUUUGAAAGGAGGAUUCUCCAAUGUAUGGUUUGACAGAUUUAAAAUAUCUAAUGACUGCCCAGAACACCUUGAAUCAAUUGAUGCAAUGUGUCAGGUGCUUGCAGAUUUGAUUGAUGGUGAAGUAAAAAGUGGUAUCAAGAAGAACAGGAUAUUAGUAGGAGGAUUUUCUAUGGGAGGGUGCAUGGCCAUGCAUUUAGCAUACAGAAAUCAUCAAGAUGUGGCAGGAGUAUUUGCUCUUUCUAGUUUUCUGAAUAAAACAUCUGCUGUUUACCAGGCUCUUCAGAAAAGUGAUGGUGUCCUUCCUGAAUUAUUUCAGUGUCAUGGUACCGCAGAUGAGUUAGUUCUUCAUUCUUGGGGUGAAGAGACAAACUCAGUGUUAAAAUCUCUAGGAGUGAGCACAAAGUUUCAUAGUUUCCCAGGUGUUUACCAUGAGUUAAGCAAAGCUGAGCUAGAAAAACUGAAGUCAUGGAUUCUUACAAAGCUACCAGACUGAAUGA